GUUUUACUGGGACCUCAUCAUGCUGCUCCUGAUGGUGGGGAACCUGAUCAUCCUGCCCGUGGGCAUCACCUUCUUCAAGGAUGAGAACACCCCUCCCUGGAUCGUUUUCAACGUGCUUUCGGACACUUUCUUCUUGGCUGACCUGGUGCUGAACUUCCGGACAGGCAUUGUGGUGGAGGACAACACGGAGAUCAUCCUUGACCCUCACACCAUCAAAAUGAAGUACUUGAAGAGCUGGUUCCUGGUGGACUUCGUCUCCUCCAUCCCGGUUGACUAUAUCUUCCUCAUCGUUGACCUGGAGACCCAGGUGGAUUCAGAUGUCUACAAGACAGCCCGGGCCCUGCGCAUCGUCCGCUUCACCAAGAUCCUCAGCCUGCUGCGCCUGCUGCGCCUCUCGCGCCUCAUCCGCUACAUCCACCAGUGGGAGGAGAUCUUUCAUAUGACAUACGACCUGGCCAGCGCGGUGGUGAGGAUCUUCAACCUGAUCGGGAUGAUGCUGCUGCUGUGCCACUGGGACGGCUGCCUCCAGUUCCUGGUGCCCAUGCUGCAGGACUUCCCCGAGGACUGCUGGGUCUCCAUCAACCACAUGGUGAACGACUCCUGGGGGAAGCAGUACUCGCACGCCCUCUUCAAGGCCAUGAGCCACAUGCUCUGCAUUGGCUACGGCCAGCAGGCGCCUGAGGGCAUGACCGACGUCUGGCUGACCAUGCUGAGCAUGAUCGUGGGGGCCACCUGCUAUGCCAUGUUCAUCGGCCACGCCACCGCCCUCAUCCACAGUGCAGCUUGUUUCAGCCCUGCCUUGUCCCCGCAGUACAAGCAAGUGGAGCAGUACAUGUCAUUCCACAAGCUGCCCGGCGACACGCGCCAGCGCAUCCACGAGUACUAUGAGCACCGCUACCAGGGCAAGAUGUUUGACGAGGAGAACAUCCUGGGGGAGCUCAGCGAGCCGCUCAAGGAGGAGAUCAUCAACUUCAACUGCCGCAACCUGGUGGCCAACAUGCCCCUGUUUGCCAACGCGGACCCCAACUUCGUGACUGCCAUGCUGACGAAGCUGCGCUUCGAGGUCUUCCAGCCCGGGGACUUCAUCAUCCGCGAGGGCACCGUGGGCAAAAAGAUGUACUUCAUCCAGCAUGGCGUGGUCAGCAUCCUCACCAAGGGCAAUAAGGAGACAAAGCUGUCUGACGGCUCCUACUUUGGAGAGAUCUGCCUGCUGACGCGGGGCAGGCGCACGGCCCGCGUGCGAGCUGACACCUACUGCCGCCUCUACUCCUUGUCGGUGGACAAUUUCAACGAGGUGCUGGAGGAGUACCCCAUGAUGCGCAGGGCCUUUGAGACCGUGGCCAUGGACCGGCUGGACCGCAUAGGGAAGAAGAAUUCCAUCUUGCUCCGCAAGCGAGCCGAGCACAGCGCGGGGCCGAUGAACAACGAGAUGAUCCAGCAGAUCGUGAAGCAUGACCAGGACAUGGCCCACAACAUCCAGGACCUGCAGCAGAUGGCCAUGGGCCGGGAGCUGAGC
Molecule: messenger RNA, 1516 nt
Organism: Mesitornis unicolor (brown roatelo)
Lineage: Eukaryota; Metazoa; Chordata; Aves; Mesitornithiformes; Mesitornithidae
Gene: HCN3
Product: hyperpolarization activated cyclic nucleotide-gated potassium channel 3
Exons: 7
Biological process (GO): transmembrane transport; potassium ion transport
Cellular component (GO): membrane
Molecular function (GO): voltage-gated potassium channel activity
Source: RefSeq, a predicted model, not a curated record